This is a messenger RNA of Tremella mesenterica DSM 1558, 1125 nucleotides long. RefSeq lists its product as uncharacterized. The coding region runs from base 1 to 1125 and encodes 374 amino acids. The record is from RefSeq and is a predicted model, not a curated record. Gene Ontology annotation, molecular function: phosphoric diester hydrolase activity. NCBI's taxonomy places the organism in Eukaryota, Fungi, Basidiomycota, Tremellomycetes, Tremellales, Tremellaceae. The transcript is spliced from 7 exons. Gene Ontology annotation, biological process: lipid metabolic process.
AUGACGACCCAAAUAAACGCUGUACGACCUCCCUUGUCGCGUGGAAAUUCUCUCAGUACCCCAGCUCUCAGUCCAUCAGCCUCUACCGAUGUCUCUCCCAUUCUCUCUCAAAUCGUCUCCCCGCCUCUCAACCCUAAUGAAUCACUUGAUAUAGAUCUGCCUAUCACUGCAGAUGUAGCUCUACCAGAAUGUUGGGGACACAGAGGGGCCUCGGCAACUUAUCCCGAGAAUACCAAAGCGUCGUUCAUAGAAGCCAUCAAGGCCGGGGCUGAUGGUUUGGAAACGGCGGUAGACAUUCACGCUGCGCUUGACGACGUUCUGGUUCUCUUUCAUGAUCCCAAUCUGGAACGUACCACCAAUGGGAAAGGCAAAAUCAAUAAUUUGCCAUGGGAUGGUGUCCUGGAGCAAGUUCGCACAACGAAAGCACCUCAUCAACCUAUCCCACUAUUCCGUGAAGUGUUGGAAAUCUUGGUCAACCCGGAGAAUCGACAUGUCAAGUUGAACAUCGACUGUAAAGUCGACACCGAACCAGUCCGUCUGUUCACACUUAUGAAAGCUGUCAUCGAGUCAUUUCCCGGUUGGACUACCCUCAUCGCUCCUCGCCUUAUCCUUGGUAUAUGGCAUCCUCGAUUCAUAGAACCUGCAGCUACUAUCCUUCCAUUCCUUCCUCGAUACGCAAUCAGCAUGUCCAUACACGAAGCCCGUUCAUACUUCUUACCUCACUGUCAAGGUCUUUCACUUCAUUUCCCAGCUCUUGCCUCUGCAGAUGGUCAAAGACUGUUGGAACAAUGUCGUGAUAGUGGCAAGGCGGUAUGCGUGUGGACGGUGAAUGAUGAGGAAGAGAUGAAAGAGUGUGUGAGAUGGGGUGUACAAAGUGUCAUCACGGAUAAACCUGAUUUGUGGCGUAAACUUCGGGCAGAGAUCCUCGCAGAUAGAGAAAAGGCUUUGGCUUUCUCAUGGAAAUCUGUUAUUCGUCCAUGGACCAAACGUCGUUAUUGGGCUUUUGACCAUUUGAACGAAGCUCGAAAAGAGACGGAAUAUCUCGAAAGUCAUGCUGGUAAAAUGUCAGAUGUCGUCGUUCCUGAUAUCUCUCUAAGAGUUGCCAGACCAGCGGAUGUUUUGUAA